CAACAUCGCGCCAUCGAACAUGUUUUUGAAGUUUAAAAACGGAGGAGUGGGUUCGUCAAUUUUCUGAGUUCUGACGUUUUUUUAUACAGAAAAGAGCUUCCAGUAUUAAAUAUCAACAACAUAACUUUUUGCUUACACCUAAUAAGUUUAUAAAAUUUAAAUAUAUGAUGGAGGAUUUGGCUGAUGGAAUCAAGACAAAAUCUCUUACAAAUGCAUUGGAAUUACUCACCGAGCAAGUAUUAGAAAUCAGCUCAUUGACAACAAAAGAUUUGGAAGAAAAGCCCCAUCUGAGACAGAGCUUAGAACAUCUCUCAGAUGGCAUCAGGUUAUCAACCCAACAGCUUUGUGACCUUCUCGCUAGGAAAUUAAAGAACCUUAACCCUUCGAUCAACACUUUUGAAACAUUCAAGGAGAUGCUAAUGACAGCAGAAGAAGCAGCAACAUAUUCUCUUUGGCUUACAGCAGAUGAAACAAGUUUGGAAACAUUCCAGGAGAAAAUUGCUGGGCUUUUAGAAGUUCUUUUAAGGAUUUUUGUUUUUUGGGAUCAGCAGCUCAUUAAAAGUUUUCAACAUUCCAUCAACUACUUAAAAGAACCUCUUUAUAAUAUGAGGAACACACAGUUUCUUCAUGAAAUUCUGUCUUUAUACAAAGAAUUCAUCAUACGGUUUGGAAGUUUCUCUGAAAAAUUGUCUCAUCGUAUUCAAGAUUUACUUGAUCACAAGUUGCAAAAUGAAUUCUGGAUUCACCUCAAUUGCAUUCGCAAAUUAGUAACUUCCUUUGCUGAAGUUAUCAAGAACAUAGCUUGCUAUCCCUGGAGCAAACAUAGCAAGAUUUCGAAGGAGUUUGUCGUGAAAGAGUUGGUUUCGUUGCUUGACGAGAUAAGCGAACUUCUUGGUUUAGAGCAGUCAGCUGAAGAUAUUCGCGAUGGCACAUCUUUCCUUGGCGCUAUUGACGACGUAUUGGAACAACUUGAAUGUAGUCAUUUCGAGGACGAAGAAAUGGGUUGGCGAAUGAAUCUCAUUCUGCAGCACGCCAUGACCGUAUCCAAGUUUUCGUGCGAAGAAGAUCGGAUUCAGAUAACUCUUCAUUCUCAACGUGUUUUGAACGAAUAUCGAUCACUACAAUCUUUGCUACACAAUUUAGAAAACUCACCCAGUGAUAUAUCACUGGCCGUCGACAUUUUCCGUGAUUUCUUGGAACUCAUGGAACAGAGUGUCAACCAUUCUUUGCUUAGAAUGAUGGUCGAGAAUUUAUCUAUUUGCACUGAACCGAUACGAAGACUCAUACACCAAUGUCCAAUUAAAAAUAACGAGUUGGAUUCAUCACGAGAUACUUCUGACCUCGCAGCUGAAGUGGAAGAAUUUGACAAUGUUAUGGAACGGGUCUUACAAACCUGUUUUUUUGCACUGUCAUCGACCGCAGAUCUUCCAAAAAUUCAAGUAAUUAGAUGCGCUCUUAAGCUCCUUGAAUCACUUGAAGCUGAAAUGGUACCGGCAAUUUACAGUUGCUACUUGGAUCCUACGAACAAAGCAGCGAGUUGCCACCUACAAUUUCUAUGGCGUUCCUUCCAAGAGCACUGCACGCACAUGCAAACUAGCUUGGAUUCUAUCGCCGAUCCCAUUGCUUUCUGUCACGUUGCAGAAAAGGUUUUGAAUAACCACAUUACUGAACUUAGAAAAAAUGUUUACGUCCAGGACGUGGUAUUACUUGAACGUCACUGUCGCCCGAUUGUACUGAUCACCACACGAUGUUUGGCAAUUGUAGAAGGGCAAAAUUGGGACGAUGCAACUAAAGCUAAAAUUUAUCUAAAGGAAGUUCAUCUUGCCCUUCGGGAGUUUCGUGGUGCUGCCUUGUUAGCGGUAGGAAACGUCAGCGAUCUUAGUGGUCAUAGAUCGAUGUUGAAGAGAGCCGAACUCGUGCUCAAAUACCUAAUGAAGUGCAUUGAUUCAAUGAAGCAAAUGCAGGAAUCUGAACUGCAUCUAACAGUACAAGAAACUUUAAGAAACGAAAUCAAGGGCACUCCAUCCAUCAUGCUAUUCCCAGAUGACGUCAUUGAUUUACCCUGUGACCCAGUAAAAAGUGUACGGGGUACAACUCUGUUAUAUAAUCCCAACUCAACACGAAUUGGACGCUUACCCAAACGGAAAAUUCUCCAUUCAAAUUACUGCCAAGAAACAAGUGAGCAAGAUGUAUCAGAAAUGUCUCGCUUCAUCGAUACAAAACAAACUUGGAGAACUCGUUGCACUACUAUACCUACAAGAGAGGAAUCCAUUCUGGAUAUGGAAGUGAAACACGAAAUUUCUAAUAUUUCAGAAUCUUUCGAUUUGACAAAUCUUUUGGAAGAGCUCUCUACACUGGAAGGAACGCUGAAAUCUACUCAAUCUAGCCAAAUUUUCGCGGUCGAGUCUCAGGAACAAUUCACUCCAUCCGACACUCAAAGUAAAGCUACUCCAUUAAGUGUUAGUAUAAGUACUCCACAGCGACUUAGAGAUUUACAAAUUGUAUCAGAGCGUCUCGCUUUGCUUCGCAAACAAAAUUUCAAUGCGUAACCUCUAGGUUGAGUGGAUUUUCUUUAUUGCUGGAUUUUGCAUUUUAACGUCAUCGUUUAACAUGUGCACUUCAUUAUUCGUUGCUACUUUUUUCAUGUUUUGGGGCUCUCGACCCAAAAAUAAGGCUUCCGACCCUUACGUUUGUGCUUCCAAGCUCAAUCUAAAUAGUUUACAGGAAUGAUUUCAAAAAAUAAAUUUUUUUCCUUCAAA
Molecule: messenger RNA, 2759 nt
Organism: Daphnia pulicaria
Lineage: Eukaryota; Metazoa; Arthropoda; Branchiopoda; Diplostraca; Daphniidae
Exons: 10
Coding region: 165-2549 (794 amino acids)
Biological process (GO): cell-cell adhesion; cell migration
Cellular component (GO): adherens junction; catenin complex
Molecular function (GO): beta-catenin binding; actin filament binding
Source: RefSeq, a predicted model, not a curated record